GGAGCGUUGUAGAUCUCCCCACUCAUCUCUGUCGCCUAAAAGCGGAGCAUUGUGCAUCUCCCCACUCAUCUCUGGGCAUUAUCAAAGUGUCGUAAAGUGAUGCUUUUGAGGACUCCCUACUGAAGUCCUAAUAUUUAGAUGAAAUCUUAUUUUCCACAUGUUUUAAACAGAUUUUUCUGAUUUAUCUGUAUAAAAUAAUAGGGGACAAUGGGUAUAAAGACAGGAAAACUUGCUUUAUUAGUUAGCGCUGCAGGAACUGUUGUCGGCGGUGUUUACUUAAUAAAAGCAUAUGUCGGUGGCACGCUAUAUGAAGGUACUCAGAAAUUAACGGACAAAGUAGUAAUUAUUACCGGUGCUAAUACUGGCAUUGGGAAAGAAACUGCUUUGAAUUUUGCAAAACGUGAAGCCAAAGUUAUUAUGGCUUGUCGUGAUAUGCAUAAGUGUGAAAAGACACGAAGGCAGAUUGUAUUAGAAACUAAAAAUAGAUAUGUAUAUUGUAGAAAGUGUGAUUUAGCAUCCUAUGCUAGCAUUCGGACCUUCGUUGAUCAGUUUAAAAAAGAACAAUCGAAAUUGGAUAUUCUUGUAAACAAUGCAGGUGUAAUGCGAUGUCCUCAAUGUUACACAGAAGAUGGAAUAGAAAUGCAACUUGGUGUUAAUCAUAUGGGACAUUUUUUGCUCACCAAUUUAUUGUUGGACACUUUAAAGGCAUCUGCGCCAUCAAGAAUUAUUAAUGUUUCAAGUAUAGCACAUACUCGUGGAAAGAUUAAAGUUACAGACUUGAAUAGUAUUGAGAGUUAUGAUCCUGGUGAAGCAUAUGCACAAAGCAAAUUGGCCAAUGUACUUUUUACACGGGAAUUGGCUAAGAGAUUAGAAGGUUUGCGAAUUUUAUACAUAUUGAUAAUGUGUUACAUAGCGAGUACUAUUCAUUUGUUAGGUACAGGAGUUACUGUGAAUGCUGUCCAUCCAGGAAUCGUUGACACUGAAAUCACUCGUUAUAUGAGUUUUUAUAAUAGUAUUCUCAGUGCAAUUUUUGUCAGGCCUUUGGUAUGGCCAUUUAUCAAAUCACCAUUGCAGGGAGCCCAGACCAUUAUAUACGCUGCUGUAGAACCGCAGUUAAAGGACGUCAGUGGCAAAUAUUUUAGUGAUUGUAAGGAAACUGAUGUCUCAGAAGAAGCAAAGGAUGAGAAGUUAGCUAAGUGGUUAUGGAUGACAAGUGAAAAAUGGACUAAGUUAAAUGUCAGCUCCUUUGUGACGGCUGCAUAAACAGUUGUUUGAGCACCUUGAGCAGGAUUUUUGAGUAAUAGCCACAUCCAUGGUUGCAUUAUCAAUUUAAUUAUGUACGUGGAACUGAUUGGAGAUCGUCUCAUGUGAUUCGUACCUCUCACGAGACCAGGAUUUGUAGCAUUAAUUGUCACAUUAGUUUCUGAUGCAAUUAAAUGAAUAUAACAUUAAGCUACA
This is a messenger RNA of Cephus cinctus (wheat stem sawfly), 1458 nucleotides long. RefSeq names its product retinol dehydrogenase 13. The record is from RefSeq and is a predicted model, not a curated record. NCBI's taxonomy places the organism in Eukaryota, Metazoa, Arthropoda, Insecta, Hymenoptera, Cephidae. The coding region runs from base 208 to 1263 and encodes 351 amino acids. The transcript has 6 exons.